Molecule: messenger RNA, 1695 nt
Organism: Encephalitozoon romaleae SJ-2008
Lineage: Eukaryota; Fungi; Microsporidia; Unikaryonidae
Product: phosphoglucomutase
Exons: 1
Coding region: 1-1695 (564 amino acids)
Biological process (GO): purine ribonucleoside salvage; carbohydrate metabolic process
Molecular function (GO): phosphopentomutase activity; magnesium ion binding
Source: RefSeq, a predicted model, not a curated record
AUGGGAAGUAUGGAAGAUAGCCAGAAAAGAGAGACAAAUAAACCCAACACUUCAGAAAUAGAUGAAAAUGAUUGUGGAGAGGCUGAAGAAUUAGAAUCAAUGAAAAAGAAAUAUAUGGAAGCAACAUGCGAUCUGGAUAGGUUUCACGAGGACCUAAGAAUAUAUGGAGAGAAGAGUCUUCUAAGACUUAUGAAGUUUGGUACUGGAGGGAUGAGAGGACCAAUGAGAAGUGGAUUUAAUGGAAUUAACGAGGUCACGUGUAACCUUAUUGGGACUGAGCUCUGCAAAAGAUUCUCUAGUAUUGUAAUAGGAUGUGACGGGAGAUAUAACUCGCUGAACUAUGCGAUUCUGCUGAGGGAGAUAUUUAGGCUCAAUGGGAAAAAGGCUGAUUUGUAUCCAGAGGUUGUGACGCCAUUUCUUGCCUUUCUUACAUGUAAACUAGGGGCUGAGGCAGGAAUAAUGGUUACGGCGUCACAUAAUCCUAAGGAAUACAAUGGCUUUAAGGUGUACACAUCCAAAGGAAGCCAGAUAGGCCCGCCAUUGGACAGAGAAAUAGAGGAGUCAAUGAGGGCUCUUGACCUGACACGGUUCGACAGGACGGGGGAGCAUGGAAAUAUACUUAGGCAAAUAAAAGAGGAGAAUAACGUUCUACGGGGAAAGGGAGCAUCAAGCUCUAGGAAGAGAGAAAGUGGUAAUCUAGCUGGUGAUGAUAUUUCGCGAAGAAACGAGCUUAUAAGCUCUUAUAACGAAUGGAUGUUUGAAGGCUGGAAUGAUAAUAUAAUCCAAGACAUUAGGAAUACAAGUCCUUUGGUUCCUAUAGUCUUUACGGGACUUUGUGGAGUUUCUGGAGAGUUUGUAAAGAAGGCCUUAGAGUUUUACAAUCUUGAUGGCACUGUGUAUUUUAUUGACGAAGAAUGCAACCCAAAUCCAGACUUCCCAAAUCUUCCUUUUCCAAAUCCGGAAGUCGCCGAAACUCUUGCAAGAUCCAAAGAAUCAAACCUUGCAGACAUUAUAUUUUCUUGUGAUCCAGAUGGAGAUAGGUUUGGGCUCUCUGAGAGAAUUGAUGGGGAAUGGGUUGACUACAAUGGAAACGAAAUAGCAGCUAUGUUCAUGUACUUUUUUGUCAAGAACUUCUCACCAUCAGACCUUGCCUUUGUGAACACCUAUCUAUGUAACGAUCUUAUGGAAAAGGUUUGCUCUGCCCAUGGAAUCGAGUACUUGAAGACGGAAACAGGGUUUAAGAAUGUCAGCCGGGGUGUUGACUCUGUGAAAGGAAAGAAGGUGUUUGCUUAUGAAGACUCCCUUGGGUUUCUGUUUGGAAACGGGAAAGAGAAGGAUGGAAUCAAGUGUGUAGUUCUUAUGGCAUACAUGGUCCAGAAAGAGCUUCCGAGUAAGAUUCUAAAAAAGAUGGAAAUGUAUGGAAGUUUUAGUUCUGUGAACAUUCAUGUAAGAUGCAGCAACCCUGACAAUGUUCUUGAGAGGGCUCUUAGAAAGCUUCCAAAUGUAAAAACAGAAGGGAAGAGAAGUGCAGUGAAGUUCGACAACUACAAGGUGAUAUUGAGAGUAAGCGGAACAGAGUCGAUGGUGAAGGUUUAUACAAGUUCUACAGCAUUGGAUAAGAAAAGCCUUGCAAAAGUAGCCAACGAUUUUAUUGACAAAUAUAUUAGAAGUGAGAUAUCUCAAUCUCACAAUUGA